Messenger RNA from Neodiprion virginianus, 4937 nucleotides. RefSeq names its product steroid receptor seven-up, isoforms B/C (gene svp). Gene Ontology annotation, molecular function: zinc ion binding; nuclear receptor activity; RNA polymerase II cis-regulatory region sequence-specific DNA binding. Bases 1735 to 3045 code for a protein of 436 amino acids. The record is from RefSeq and is a predicted model, not a curated record. The transcript has 4 exons. NCBI's taxonomy places the organism in Eukaryota, Metazoa, Arthropoda, Insecta, Hymenoptera, Diprionidae. Gene Ontology annotation, biological process: regulation of transcription by RNA polymerase II; cell differentiation; anatomical structure development.
UGACGGCAGUCGGUCUUUGGUCGGCCACAAGAAUAGUCGUCCUCGAGGUCCCGGUUGUUUUCUUAAAGCCUCUCAAGACAGAGACGGACCGAGGGCUAUUAACCGGCCGCGUCCCCGCAUUAAGGGUGACAUCCCUUUGAAACGGACCUCUUGUACAUACUCCGACCGUGUCCUUGACGUCGACGCGAUCGUAGAAAGUAACCAACGUUUGCCGGAUCGCGAGUAAACGUAUCGAUGUAUAAAAUAAACAGCUAAAAAACAGUGUGCGCGGUGCGUUUUUCCUUAAAUUCGUGUAUUUUCUUUUUUUACGAAUAAUUCAAGAUUUCUUUUUUUUUUUUUUUUAAUCGCCUCAGCGCCGUAACGCCAAGUAUGUUUUUCGCAGAUUUGUCUUUGCUAGUUUCUUUCUCGCUUCUUCCUUUUUUUUUCUUUUUUUUCACUUUUCAAAUUUAUCGAAGAUUUCUUCGAGUUUUAGAGUUUUAACAAAAUAGUCGUUCGAUUGUUUUUUUUUUUUUUUUUCUUUUCUUUUCUUAUCCAACCGUCUCUCUGCUCGUUAAAUUUUCUUUCACUUUUUUUUUGCCAUCCUACACCGAAAGCGAUCGGCGGUGAAAAUUUUAUACACGCGGCGAGAACGAGCGAUGCCGUUCACGUUUAACAGUACAAUCAAACUACGCGCGUCACCUGUAACCUUUGGUGUUUUGUUUUUCACCGUUUUACACGCUAAUAAACGUUAAACGUACCAUCCGCGUUUACCGCUCGUGUCUUGGUUUUAACGAAACCUGUCCUGCGCGCGUGACGUUCACGAUAAAUAAACCCGGGAAACACGUGGAGUUGCCUCUGUGACAAACGACAGGCCGUCGUUUUGAACACUCCCGCGCAAAUAAUAUACCAGGUUAAAUCAGUGUCACCUCCAACCUGUCGUAAUAAUCGUCCGAGAAAGUUCGACCGGUCGUGAUUCCCGUUUCGUUCAUUAUUACAUCCUCCACGAUCCGCGUCUGUGUAAAAUAAUCGUCGAGUUUCCAGGAGACAUGCGAAAAAAGAAACACGUCAACGCGCGGUAAGAGAUCUCUGGUGAAACAUCGAUACACGGUGUGAACGAAACGCGUUGCGGAGUAAAGAAAAAAACAAAAAAAAAAAGAAAAAAAAGCAAAAGUGUCCCGAGUGAUUUCGCCUAUGUGUACACGAGGUUUGUACGAAACGUUCGGAAUCGCGGUGGAAGAAGAAUAAGAGAAAAGAAAGAAGGAGAAAAAAAAAAAAGUGCAUCGUGUGUGAUGGAAAAUUUGAUUUAGGUACUCGAACGUUGCGGUUCGGUUUUCAAUUGCAGUGUUUGUUUGUUCCUCGAAUCGUAUCGUGGAGAAAGUGUUGAAGAUAUUUCAUCGACUUGUAAAGUAACGAGGAAAAAUAAAAAAUAAAAAAAUAAAAAAAAAAAAAAAAACCAUCCCCCACCCCCCUGGGUGAUAAGAAGGUCGAGGGAACUUUCGUAAAAGCGCAAGGAUCGCAAGGGAAGAGGCCGAUCGAUACCCUCGAUCGCGAGGUGCGGGAAGCGCAGUUUUCAUCGAUCGUAGCCUCGAAUUCUUCAGGGUGGUUCGAGGGGGGUCGGGAGGCGCGGACGCCCUGGCGACGGCCGGGGUGGCGUACCCGCCCGCGACGGCGACCCUUUUUCCUGCGCGAGUACCUCCACAUACCGAGUUUACCACGUUGGAGCUGGGUUUCUCAUCGCGAGGGACCUCCGCCUCUAUGGCGUUGGUCGCCCCGCCGCCCUCGUGGGCCUCGCGGGAUCCCGGGGCCUCUAUAGGCGGGGGGCCCCUGCAGGUGGGGCCCCCCCCGCCGAUGCCGCCAACGCACCUGACCCCGUCCGCAACCCCGGAGGACAUAACGGCCCUCGUUCCCGUCGGUAGCGUUCUCACCCCCAGGGAUCCACUGCCGCCCAGCACCACCCCCGGAAGUCAGGCGAACAGCUCGCAGUCCGGAAGCUCGCAGACCGACAAAUCGCCGAAUAUAGAGUGCGUCGUUUGCGGGGACAAGAGCAGCGGCAAACAUUACGGACAAUUCACCUGCGAGGGAUGUAAGAGCUUUUUCAAGAGGAGCGUCAGGAGAAACUUGACAUACUCCUGUCGGGGGGCACGCAACUGUCCCAUAGACCAACACCACCGUAACCAGUGCCAGUUCUGUCGUCUCAAGAAGUGCCUGAAGAUGGGCAUGCGGCGGGAAGGUAUGCAUUCUGUCCAACGGGGACGCGUUCCAGCGUCGCAACCCUCGCUCUCGGGUAUCCCGGGUCAAUUUACCUUGACGAACGGCGACACAGUGGCUUGCGCUGGUCUGAACGGACACUCGUACCUCUCCUCGUACAUAAGCCUCCUCCUCAGGGCCGAGCCUUACCCAACGUCGAGGUACGGCCAGUGUAUGCAGCCGAACAACAUCAUGGGUAUCGAUAACAUCUGCGAGUUGGCGGCUCGGCUCCUCUUCUCCGCGGUCGAGUGGGCCAGGAACAUCCCCUUCUUCCCCGACCUCCAGGUCACGGACCAGGUCGCCCUCCUGAGGCUAGUUUGGAGCGAGUUGUUCGUCCUGAACGCUAGCCAGUGCUCGAUGCCGCUCCACGUGGCACCGCUGCUGGCGGCCGCGGGUCUCCACGCUUCCCCCAUGGCAGCGGACCGGGUAGUCGCCUUCAUGGACCACAUACGAAUAUUCCAAGAGCAAGUGGAGAAGCUGAAAGCCCUCCACGUCGACUCCGCGGAGUACAGCUGUCUCAAGGCCAUCGUGCUCUUCACAACAGACGCAUGCGGUCUGUCGGACGUCGGGCACAUCGAGUCCCUUCAGGAGAAGUCGCAGUGCGCCCUGGAGGAGUACUGCAGGACGCAAUACCCGAACCAGCCGACGAGGUUCGGCAAACUCUUGCUGCGACUCCCGUCCCUGAGGACAGUGUCGUCGCAGGUUAUCGAGCAGCUGUUCUUCGUCCGGCUGGUCGGAAAGACGCCAAUCGAGACCCUUAUCCGAGACAUGCUCCUCUCCGGAAGCAGCUUCAGCUGGCCCUACAUGCCCUCGAUGUGACACUCCGUCUGGCGGCAGCUAGCUUCCGCGUAAUACCUCGCAAGGUGAACGGUUUAUUCGGCAUGGAAUAAGAGUAGUGGUACAAUUGACAGAUCUGGACAGUGACGCGAGGCUAAGUUCCGUUCGUUCUGCGGUUGGCAGAGUUCAGUAUGUGUAUAAAACAAAAAACAAAAAACAAAAAAAAAAAAAAAGAAAACAAAAAAAAAAUAACAAUAAUGAAAAACCCCAGCCCACCCUAAAGUAAUCCGUUUUCACCUAGGCUUCUAAUUUUCUCUCCAAAACAUCAUCAUCGUCAUCUCUUUCACCGAUCGUCGAGGAUUGAGGAAUGAGCGCGAAAAUUCAAUGUCACAUAGAACGAAAACUCUUCCAGCUGAGCUGUGAAACGACCAUUGUACGUUGUAAUAUGAUAAUAAAGUGCAAAACGACGCCGUCGGAUCCUAAUCAAAAUGUUUCACACAGAGUUGAAAUACUUGCCGUUGAAACAAGGAUAUGGAAUCACGGAUAUCCGCAACGAAAUUAUUUACACUGUAAAUGAAAAAAAAAAAAAAAAAAAAAAAAACGGUGGGUAUGACGAUUCGCGAUUACCAAAUUUACGGACACUUGUACCUAUAUAGGCACUAAUUAUAUAUACUAAACAGUCUGCGUACUGACCGCGCCUAGAGUUAGGAAGAUAGUUGAAAAAUUAUGCAAUUUAUAAUAUUGCGCAGGAUAUAUUGGAACGCGUUUGUAAAUAUGAAGAUGAGAGGUCGAAGCGCUGUGAAGAUUAAUUAUCGUACUUACUGUGGAUCAACAAUUUCAGAAACCAAUUGACAAUUGUUUACCACAUCUUUUGAAUUCACUUGGCGUACAGUCCUCUCUCGUUAUAUGACCGAUCACGGGGCUGCAGAGGAAUUAUAAAGAUAUCGGAGAUCGAAUCUUCGCACUAUUGAUCAGCGUUAUCGCGAGAAAGGACUGUAGAAUAAUUUUAGUCAUUUAAUGACGCGCUCCAAGUUGUUUAGUUUUCGAAUUCGAAUUUUUGUAUUCGUAGUAAUUGAAAUUGGUAUCAGAAUCCAAUAUAACCUGUUCUCAAGUUAUACCGCUUAUCUUUUGCUGUCUUAUGCGAUUUUUCGUUGUUUUUGGUUGUUUUAUUAUCUCAUUUGUUAUCAAUUCACUCUAAUCCUUCCAUCUGAUCGAGACUUAAUCACUCCUAUUAUAACAAUUCAAAAAACCACUUAAACAUUCAUUUAUCAGUUACAUCGAUUUGAGGAAGUGUACUAAAAUCAAACGAUGCGUGAACUCCUUGAAAUAAAAUUCGUAUACCCUAGAUGUGAAAAAUAUAGCAUCCCUCGGACAAUUUUCGAAAAAUUAAAAAAGUUUACAUUUGAUGACAUUUUAAGUUUUUCGAUCCUCCAAAAAACGUGAUCAGUAUACCAAAUUUGCAAAAAAAAAAUUCGAAUCCGUUCUCUUCCUGCACUACAAUUCUACAUUUUGGUUCACCGAUUACUGGUUAAAAGUAAAUAUAAAUAUUGGAUGGUACAACAUCUUUGACUGAAGAAAUCUAGUAAAUUUCACGAUUUAUUUCAAUAAGUUCAAAAAUAUAGAUACUAUUCAUUGUUUGAAGGACAAUAGAUCAUCUCAACAUGUGUAUAUAAUCCACCGUGAUUCAACGCAAUUAAUUGAUUCCUCUGAUCCAUUCAUUAUUCGUUUAUUCAUUCGCUCAUUCAUUCACUCAUUCGUUCAUUCAUUCGCCAAUUCAAUCAUUCAUUCAUUCAUUCUCUAACCAAGAAAAAUCGAAUCGCCGGACUGAUGGUUCAACCCCGAAAGCAAGAAGUUCAGGAAUUCAUAUGACACUGUAAAGUUACAAACCGCCAAAAACAUUCGUCAAUGAGCCUGAGCUUUUCGCGUGGGAUGUU